Xyrichtys novacula (pearly razorfish) is the source of this 2838-nucleotide messenger RNA. Lineage: Eukaryota; Metazoa; Chordata; Actinopteri; Labriformes; Labridae. The record is from the annotation of a GenBank genome assembly.
GAGGUUGGACGGUUCCCCUUCAGCUGAAGCUCCUCCUGAACCCGAUCAUCCUCUCAGACUGAUCAUUCCUGCUCCAACAGUGGUACCUCGGCUCUUCUAACGUGUUUUUGCAGGUUUUGAGACUUUUUCAGUGACUCGUCUUCACUCCUGUUGUCUUCAUUUCUCCUCCUCAGACCCGCUCCCCUGUUGUGUCCUCCAGCCCACACACUACCUCACCCCCUCACCCUGGACCUCCUCCACUCCUCUGACCUUUGACCUUUCACCAUCCCACACCAAACCCUUCCUCCGCCUGCACGCCUUGUUACAUACUUUAUAUUUCCAGGUAAUUUCUCUUGGAGCUGAAAAUACUGAUUGUUUCUUAAAGACUAAAAAAAGGUCAUUAAACUCGGACAGUCUGAGGUUCAAUGACCACAUAAACUGAACAAUGUCGGGCUGACGGGGUUUACAGUCUUAAGAUCAGACUCAUCCACGUUUCGACCUUUGAAAGAGCUGAAGGAGUUUCUGUUUGUUUAGGAGGGGCAGGGUCAGCAGGGAAGAGGAGAGGAGCGAGAAAUGAUUAUCGCCAGACCUGAUUACCGUAAAUUACACGACAGCUGAGGGGGAUGACUGUUUAUUGUCAAAAUGGAAACUUUUUCUUCUGUAAAAAACCUGUCCUUAUCGUCUGGUCAUGUUGAUCUUCAAUAUAUAUCGAGCAUUAUUCUCACUUCAAGGUUUCGUGUCAUCUAAGAAGAGGACAGUGAACGAAAAAGGGGGCAGUCUGUACUCGUAAACAAAAAUACUGCACCACUAACCUCACCCUCAUGUAAUAUAUCCUGUAAAUCAUUGACAGUUGAGAUCAUGAUAGGAAACUGUAUCCCGGUUAUCUGCGGCUAUAUAUGAGGAAGUGUUACCCUGCGUCUGAGAAAACACUCUCUUAAGUCUCCGAGUCGAGGUCACACCACCAGGAUCUGAAGAAAAACAACAAUCAGGUACGUCUGAUUUUAAAACGGAUGGAUGAAAGUUACAUGAAAACAUCAGAAAUACUGUUGAAGUCAUUAUUCUUGUUUAAAAAGAGACAUUAAUCAGAAAGAAAUCAUUUCAAACAGCAGAUAUAAGUCCUAAUUUAAGUCAUUUUGUUUUUAUAUUUUGGUAUCAGGUUGUAAUUUGUGAACAUUUUAAACUCUUUGGCAGAAAAGUGUAAUCAUAAAACAAAUCCAGUUUCUGCUCUUUAUCUGAGGAGGUAUCUCGUUCUUUCUCACCUGUAGGUCUCAGGAGGAACAGGUACAGGUGCUUGUUUGUUAGGUAGCCGGGAAACAGGAGAGCAUCAGAGAGAAAAGGAGGUGUUUGAGGAGCGUCCAUGAAGAUGAGGCGUGACACCAUGAUCCUUUCUACCUGGCUCUGAUUUCCUCAGGAUGUCCGAUGUAGGUGUGAUCAGAACUUCCUUGGUUACCUGAGGUUUAGUCGUCGCUCCUUUGAUAUGAUGUACUUGGCUCAUACGGCCCACGCUCAGUUCUGCGCCCUCUGGAUGAGCUCUGUGGGAUGGACGCUGACAGCUGUGGCCAUGGGACUCAUCCAGUGGAGGAUUUGGCGUGUGUCCGACAUGGAGAUCAUCACCUCUGGGGAGGCCUGGGUUGGUAUCUGGAGGGUCUGCUUCAACAGCCACACAGAUGUGACCCCUAGUUUUCAGAUCAUGCACUGCAGGGACAUCAGCCUGACUGAGACCUUCACGCCUCCAGAGAUCGGAGCAGGUCAGGUCCUCCUGCUCCUGUCUCUUCUGACGGGGCUUUGUGGAAAUGCUGGUGGUGUCUACGCGAUGAGGAACGUCUACUUUGGAAUAAAGGACUCACCAGUCCGUCUGGUGUUCUUCAUCACUGGCGUUCUGUGUCUUCUGGCCGCGGCGAUGUCUCUGAUACCUCUUGUAUGGAACAUCAACUCUGUGGUGACCAAUCAGACGAUAAAAUUCCCCCCUGAGUUUCAAAUGCCUUCAGCUCCUACUUCUCAGACGGUGGGGUGUGGCAUUGGAGUCGGGAUGGUGGGGUCAGUGUUAAUGAUUUUCUCAGGGAUCGUUUUCUGCACAUACAGGUUACCUGUGAGGUCACAGCUGAGAACCCAGCCGGCUCUGAGCCAAGCCGUACACCUGGACUGUACAGUACCUGCCAGACCCGCUUUAACAAUCAUGAGGGGGACUGAUAACCCGGCGUUUGAGUCUCAUGAACACUUGUGAUGAGUUCACUCCUCACUCAUGUUCUUGGAAAGAGAAAAGAAAACUAAUCUGACGUCCUCUGAAAAAUGACAUCUCACUGAGAAAGUUCUUUUGUUUGUUUAUAGUUGACUCAAAGGGGGUAGGCAGGAAUCCGCGUUUAAAAAAUCAUCUUUUUUGUGGUGUUUAUACAAAAAACUUUUUAAUAUCAGUCAAUAGUACGGUGGCCAAGAACCACCACCGCUGCAAAUAAAAAAGAAUGCAGAAAAAGAAGCCAGAACAGAAGUUACCAAUGCAAAAAAAAGUAACUUUUUUUUUCCUCGUUAACUUCCGUCGUAUUUUUAUUAUUUUUUUAUCGGCACCGUUUCUUUUUUUGCAUCGGUAACUUCCAUUGUGACUUUUUUUUUUUGCAUUCUUUUUUUUAAAUUUGAAGCAGUGGCGGUUCUCGGCCACCGUACUGAACUGUCCUCCCUCGGGUCCUGGACUAUGUCACUUUAUCCUCGUUGUAGAAGUCCUGCAAACAUUGUGUUUGCUGGUAGUCUGUUGGCAUCUACAGUAGCACCAAUGCUUUUUACAUUUGUAAUUAUUUGAAGUAUUUAUCUGCAUUAUAUCUGAAUUUAAUUGGAACGAUAUGAGCGAGCAGGAGCGUCUGUUUGUGG